Messenger RNA from Prorocentrum cordatum, 731 nucleotides. The record is from the annotation of a GenBank genome assembly. Lineage: Eukaryota; Dinophyceae; Prorocentrales; Prorocentraceae.
GGCUCUUCUGCUGCUCGUCGCGGAGGGGCCCGGCACCGUAUUACGAUGGGCACGACCGGGCGGAGGCCAUCCACUGCUCCCGCAAGUGCCUGUCCGCGCUGCCCUGGCGGAUCGUCUGCGUCCGCUUCUCGGGGAGGUCCUCGCUGCGGGCGCACCACGACAUCUGCUACGGCUCCGACUGCGACGCGGUGCGCUACAUCUGCGACGUCGUGAUGCGUCAGUCCUUGAGCGGUCGGCCAGAACCCGCGUGCGCGGCCUUGCGAGCUGGGAUCUCUUCCUCCUCCUCCUCCUCCUCCUCCUGCUCUUCGAUUUUCGAUUGCUUUCCUCCUACCUACUCCUUCCUCCUCUGCUUCGCUCUGUUCACCGCGGAUCCUAUCGCUGGCAUCGGGGGGCCUUGAGGACGAGCGCAUGACGGGCGGGCACAGGCCAGCCUAUCGUUGGCACAGGACGGGCGGAGGAGAGGAGGUGAGAGGGCCGUUGGUCGUUGACUGCUGUCCAGGUUUUCAAUCGUGUCUGGAACGUCUUCAUGUGAGCAAUGGGGUUCGAAGGCUUUCGGAGGCUGUGGGAGGUUCUCGGAGGUCUUCGAAAAGGCUCUCAGAAGUUAUCGGAUUCGAGCCUUCCGACCUCGUGCUUGCCCGACGGGGUUGACACGAAUCUGCACAAUGAUUCCGCACCUCGCAGAACUGGAAUCUGCCGUAAUGUCAGCAGCCUUCGCCGGUGCACAUGGGAAC